Molecule: messenger RNA, 525 nt
Organism: Capsicum annuum
Lineage: Eukaryota; Viridiplantae; Streptophyta; Magnoliopsida; Solanales; Solanaceae
Product: kinesin-like protein KIN-7D, mitochondrial
Exons: 2
Coding region: 209-463 (84 amino acids)
Biological process (GO): microtubule-based movement
Molecular function (GO): microtubule motor activity; ATP binding; microtubule binding
Source: RefSeq, a predicted model, not a curated record
AGAUAACUAUAGAGCAAGAGAUGUUCUCACUAUUGUAGAUCAUGAAAAUCUAGCACUCAAUUUCGUGUAUGAUCCAAGACCUGUUGGUUCUGUUGAAAUUGAAAUCAAACAAAUAAAGGAUUAUUAUAAACUUUAGGUCAAGAUGACUAAUUUCUUUCUCCUUUCUUGAAUGUAGCUCAUAUGCACUGUUACUCCUGCUUCAAGCAAUAUGGAAGAAACGCAUAACACAUUAAAGUUUGCAAGCAGGGCUAAGCGUGUCAAGAUUUAUUUAUCUCGUAACAAGUUGGAAGAGGGACAGGUGAAGAUACAGUCAAGGUUAGAAGAGGAGGAGGAUGCCAAGGAUGCUCUACUGAGCCAGAUACAGAAGCUAACUAAACUGAUCUUUGUUUCUUUAAAGAAUUCAAUUCCUGGGAGUCGGUUUUCUUCUGAUGAUGAUGUAAACUGCCCUCUCUAUUUAUCUUGAGUUCUGUUUCUAUUUCCCAUUAUUUUCCCACUAGAACUGUAGGUGAUCAUUUUUGAAUUUGG